AGGAAGAACUUGGGACGGAGAAUAUCAGAACUGGAGGAAUUGUUGGGAAGAUUGACGUGUACAGAAAUUUGUUUAAAGAUAUAAAUCUCCAUAGCCGAUGUCAUAUGCAUACCUCUUCAAGUACAUCAUCAUAGGGGACACAGGUGUCGGAAAGUCGUGUCUUUUACUCCAAUUCACGGACAAACGAUUCCAGCCUGUUCACGAUCUCACCAUCGGUGUUGAGUUUGGAGCGCGGCGAAUCACCAUCGACAACAAGCCGAUCAAGCUGCAGAUUUGGGAUACAGCGGGUCAAGAGUCUUUUCGCUCGAUCACUCGCUCCUACUAUAGGGGAGCUGCUGGGGCUUUGCUGGUUUACGACAUCACUCGUCGCGACACCUUCAACCAUCUGACGAGCUGGCUUGAGGAUGCCCGACAGCACUCCAACUCCAACAUGACGAUCAUGCUCAUUGGAAACAAGAGCGACCUGGAGCACCGCAGAGCCGUCACUUAUGCCGAGGGAGAGGCCUUUGCAAGAGAAAAUGGGCUGAUCUUCCUCGAGACCUCCGCCAAGACUGCGCACAAUGUGGAGGAGGCAUUUGUCAACACCGCCAAGCAAAUCUACGCGAAGAUCCAGGAAGGAGUUUUUGACGUCACCAACGAGUCCUUUGGCAUCCGUGUUGGCGUCACAUCCCCCAACCAAGGAUCAGGGGGAGACGGGCAACGAAAGGGAGGGUGCUGUUAACGUGCAAGGAGGUGAAUAUUAUUCCGCUCUCCAGGACCUACGGGGUAUUGAGGACGCGCUUUGCUGGUGUGGGGCAGAGCUGGAGGAGGAAGCGAAGGGAAGGAAAACGACGAUCACAAUUGACUUGUCAAAGUAUCUCGUUCAU
Molecule: messenger RNA, 866 nt
Organism: Guillardia theta CCMP2712
Lineage: Eukaryota; Cryptophyceae; Pyrenomonadales; Geminigeraceae
Exons: 10
Coding region: 98-721 (207 amino acids)
Cellular component (GO): Golgi apparatus
Molecular function (GO): GTPase activity; GTP binding
Source: RefSeq, a predicted model, not a curated record